Messenger RNA from Staurois parvus, 1385 nucleotides. NCBI's taxonomy places the organism in Eukaryota, Metazoa, Chordata, Amphibia, Anura, Ranidae. The record is from the annotation of a GenBank genome assembly.
AUGGCUUCUCAUCUGAGAAGCAUAGCAAGAACCUGCCAGUGUUACUCAUUGCUACAUAAUACUUUUAGAUGUGUUAGUGUGGAGAAAAGCGGCUUGAGUAAUGAUACAUCAAGGAAGUGUCACCGUCGAGUUGUUGUGACAGGUAUUGGAAUAGUGUCCCCUCUUGGCGUUGGCACACAGCUGGCAUGGGAUCGACUCAUACUAGGAGAAAGUGGAAUAGUCACUCUUCAAGGGGAUGAAUAUAAAAAUAUCCCUUGCAGAGUAGCUGCUCGUGUCCCCAGAGGUCUUGCAGCAGGGGAUUUUAGUGAAGAAAAGUAUGUCUCAAGGUCAGAUUUAAAGGCAAUGUCAUCUGCCACGAUUAUGGCGUUAGCAGCUGCAGAGCAAGCGAUGAUCGAUUCACAAUGGAGUCCAAACUCUGAAGAGGAACAAGAGUCUACUGGGGUGGCGAUAGGCAUGGGAAUGGUGCCCCUUAAUGACAUCACAGAGACUGCCAUAUUAUUUCAAGCAAAAGGAUAUAACAAAGUCAGUCCCUUUUUUGUUCCAAGGAUAUUGAUCAAUAUGGCUGCUGGGCAAAUCAGUAUUAAAUACAAACUUAAAGGGCCAAAUCAUGCCGUAUCCACCGCUUGCACUACAGGAGCUCAUGCUAUUGGAGACUCAUUUCGAUUUAUCACCCAUGGGGAUGCUGAUGUUAUGGUGGCUGGUGGAGCAGAGUCCUGCAUCAGCCCAUUGUCACUUGCUGGAUUUUCAAGGGCUCGAGCACUCAGCACUAGCUUCAAUGCUACUCCUGACAAGGCUUGCCGACCUUUCCAUCCUGAAAGAGAAGGAUUUAUUAUGGGAGAAGGAGCAGCUGUGCUUAUACUAGAAGAAUAUCAACACGCUCUGGCAAGGAAUGCUAAAAUCUAUGCCGAAAUUUUGGGUUAUGGUUUGUCAGGCGACGCUUGUCACAUAACUGCUCCUAGUUCAGAGGGUGAUGGUGCAUUCAGGUGCAUGAAAGCAGCCAUCGCAGAUUCAGGGUUACAUAUUGAAGAUAUAUCCUACAUAAAUGCUCAUGCCACCUCUACUCCUCUUGGUGAUGCAGCUGAAAACAAAGCUAUCAAAAGACUUUUUAGAAACCAUGCUUAUUCAAUGGCAUAUCUGCAACCAAAGGUGCUACAGGACAUUUGCUGGGUGCAUCAGGUGCUAUUGAAGCAGCUUUUACGGUUCUGUCUUGCUAUCAUGGGAUCAUACCACCUACUCUGAACCUUGAUAGGACAGAACCGGAUUUUGACCUUAAUUAUACCCCUCUGAAAGCCCAACAGUGGAAGCCUGGAAAGAGAUGUGUAGCAUUAAGCAAUUCAUUUGGUUUUGGGGGAACCAAUGCCACACUUUGUUUUGGCAGUUUGUGA